CAGCCCAGUUUUGUUGGAUUCUGUGAUUAGCCACCGCGUCGACAGCCUCUGCUGCGUACGUGCCAGAGGAAAACAGUCGCACCUGCACGCAUAAAUACACAUCGAUUCGCCAUACAUGUUAUUGGUUGGACCAAGAAGCAGCGUCUUCUUCCUCCUCAGCGCUGGAAACCAUGGAGAAACCAUUGCCAACUGCACCCUACCACUCCCUCGCACUCACAGAGCCCGUCGUGCACCUCUUCAACAAGACCAUCUCCAUGGGGGUCGUCCUGAAGAAUAAGAUAUCCAUGGGGUUCCUCUUCCGGCACCCAGCGCCGUGCGCAUCGGGGGUCGUCGAUCGUGUCAGACCCGGCGACUCGGCCGACGCUAGCGAGGCGCCCGAGUUGACCAGAGAAGACGUGGAGACGGUGAUGGAGAUCAUUACGGGCAUGCCUUGCGGCGCGGACGGUGAGCGGCUCGAGGCGCUGCGUGGCGUGUUCGAGGGGGAGGAGCCGAGCUUGGAGGAAGUGGCGGAGGCGUUCUCCGUCUUCGACUAUGACGGUGACGGGGUCAUAGAGCCCCUGGACCUGCAUCGUGUUCUCUGCAAGCUGGGCUUCCCGGAGGGGGCGGCAUUGGAGGCAUGCCGACGGAUGAUCGCGGCGUACGACGAGAACGACGACGGGAGGAUCGAUUUCAAGGAGUUCAUCAAAGUUGUGGAGGGCAGCUUCUUUGAUUAAUUAUUCUUCCUUUUCUUCUUGUCGUCAUCAU
Molecule: messenger RNA, 744 nt
Organism: Musa acuminata AAA Group (dessert banana)
Lineage: Eukaryota; Viridiplantae; Streptophyta; Magnoliopsida; Zingiberales; Musaceae
Product: probable calcium-binding protein CML46
Exons: 1
Coding region: 171-713 (180 amino acids)
Molecular function (GO): calcium ion binding
Source: RefSeq, a predicted model, not a curated record